Messenger RNA from Carassius carassius (crucian carp), 1829 nucleotides. RefSeq names its product zinc finger, AN1-type domain 5b (gene zfand5b). The coding region runs from base 180 to 821 and encodes 213 amino acids. The record is from RefSeq and is a predicted model, not a curated record. Gene Ontology annotation, molecular function: zinc ion binding; DNA binding. The transcript is spliced from 5 exons. Lineage: Eukaryota; Metazoa; Chordata; Actinopteri; Cypriniformes; Cyprinidae.
GACGUGUUAGUCUCCGUGACGUCACGCCCGCUAUUAAAGAAAACCACCAAACAGCGGCCAGAAACACACAAACAUCAGCGGACUAACAGCUCGGACCGUCGCGACGGGUUCACACGAAGUCUCUAUAUUCUGGGAGCUUCUCUUUUUGCUCGGAUAAGGAAUCGCUCGUUUUCGGAGAGAUGGCCCAGGAGACCAAUCAAAGCCCCAUGCUCUGUGCCACCGGCUGCGGGUUCUACGGCAACCCUCGGACCAAUGGCAUGUGCUCGGUCUGUUACAAAGAGCAUCUAACACGGCAGAACAAUGGGGGAGUCAGUCCUAUUAGCACAAUGGCAGCUUCCAGCAGUGUCUCCAGCAGUCCUACCUCUGAAUCCUCAGCCAUCCAGAUCAUCGAAGCUACACUAAACAGCUCCUCAUUGGCUAGUGUUGAGUCGCCCAACUCCUCCGCCGCCACUGCUGCCCUUCCUGUCACACAACAGAUGACGGAGAUGAGUAUUUCCUGUGAAGACGAGGUGGUCUCGCUUAAAGUCGAUGUACCUGAGCCAGUUGUCACUCAGCCGACGGCGUCCGCCACACCUCCGAACACCGCUGAAGGAGAAGAGCCCAAAACCCCUGAUGCCUCCAAACCCAAGAAGAACCGGUGCUUCAUGUGCCGCAAGAAGGUCGGCCUGACAGGGUUCGACUGCCGCUGUGGGAAUCUCUUCUGUGGACUCCAUCGCUACUCGGACAAGCACAACUGCCCCUACGACUACAAGGCUGCGGCUGCGGCCAAGAUCCGCAAAGAGAACCCGGUGGUGGUGGCCGACAAGAUUCAGAGAAUAUAAAGCGCUCGCCAUCGCACCUCGACUUUGCGAGAGAUUGGAUACAAGGACUCGCACUUUGACCUGUGAUUCUAAAGACUAGGGUUUUUUUUUUUAAAUUACAGUAUGGGAAAGAAUCUCGUUUCUAAGCCAGUGCAUGAGUGAUCACUUUGAUUCCACCUUUCUUUUGCUUUCUGUUGUUGGUAUAUAAAGCUUCAAGUGCUUAAAAAAAAGGAAUCUCUAUAAAAGGUGUGAAGCCGGAGACAUCUGUUUUAUGUGCUGUGACCUGGAAUCUGAUUGUGGUGUUGAAGGCUGACGUCCGUCGUGGUUGUCAUUAGUUUACUCUGUGAUCGUGUCUCCCGCUCGGACUCUCUGAAGACUGUUACGGCUCUGACCCGAGCGCCGUCAGAGCAGCAGUGCAUGGCUGGCUCAUGUAGCAAAUGGACGCUCUUCUGUUUCCUCCGGGUCAAAGGUUCGGCCCUGCCAUUAUAGAGUCAGCCUUUACAACAUUUAUCAGCCACCUUUUCUGCUUGAGCAUCAGUUAUCCAGCUGUUGGAGUGAUGCUGGGGUUUCCUUUUCAUUCAACUGUGUUAAGUCAUUUUUAAACCGUUGACAGACUCUGUGAAAAUAUAUAAUCCAAUUUGGGUGGUUUAAUGCAGCCAGGCCAGAAUGCUUCAUGAUUAAUUGAGCAACUGCAUCCACUAUACAGUGUCAAGUUCAGAUGAGGUUGGACAUGGCAGCAACACAACUGUUUCUUCAUUCUCCCACAUGAUCCUCGAAGACAUUGAAGUGAAUCAUUUUGAUUAUUUUCAUUGAGUUAUGACACCUAUUCGAUUUAUGGGAUUCUUGAGGGUUUGUUGGACUUUAAAUGGGUGUUUUGCAUGGUUAGUGAAAUGAGUAUUUUACAGGUGACUACAUACUAGAAGUCCAUUUUUUUUCUUUUUGCUCUUUAAUUCACUUUCCCUGUGUGUGUGAUUUUGAUCUUUUCAGUGGGUAUUGAGUGUUAAAUGCAGGUAACUUCAUGCUGGUAUU